GUUCCCUGCGAAAUGCCCGGAUUACUCGACUUUGUUCGAAUCGUCCUCUAGCAGACGGGGUUUCGAUAUGUCAGUAGCAGACAGGCUGACCGCCGGCGUGCAUACCCUCACCGGUCAGCACCUGGCCAAGGUGGUCGCCAAGGCGAGCAGCCACGAGGUGAUGGGACCCAAAAAGAAGCACGUCGACACGCUCAUCGCUCUGACUAACUCGCCGACGUUUAGCAUGCCAGACCUUGGAAGCGAUAUUUUCUCUCGUUGUCAGAACUCGAGCUGGAUUGUUGUGUUCAAAGCGUUGAUAACGUGUCACAACUUGAUGUCGAGAGGACACGAGCGUUUUCUUCAGUACGUCGCGUCUCGAACGAGCCUCUUUGUAUUAGACAACUUUCUAGAUAAAGGUGGCCUACAAGCGUACGACAUGUCAACGUUUAUACGACGCUACGCUAACUUUCUAAACGAAAAGGCAUUUGCGUACAGACAAAUGGGAUACGACUUUUGUAGAGUGAGUCGUGGUAAGGAAGACGGCUAUUUGAGGACGUUAGAUCAAGCCAAGCUUCUACAAGCUCUUCCUGUUCUUGAACGGCUGGUCGAUGCACUCUUGGCUAUGGAGGUUACUGCUGAGGAGCUGACGAAUGGAGUAAUCAACGGUGCGUUUGUGAUGCUUUUCAGAGAUCUGAUCAAGCUUUUCACAUGUUAUAAUGACGGAGUUAUUAAUUUGCUUGCAAAAUUUUAUGAGUUGAAGAAACAGCAGGCACGUGAUGGUCUUGCCCUGUACAGGAAAUUUGUUGUCAAGAUGGAUCGUAUCAAUGAGUUUAUGAAAGUAGCGAAGGAAGUGGGAGUUGAAAGAGAAGGGGAAGCAACCGAACUAACAAGGCCGCCGUCUGUUUUGCUCGAGACUUUGGAAAGUUACGUUCGGACAUUUGAGAAAGGGGGGAAAGUUGAUGUGCCCGCAAACAUUCAGUCCUUGUCACAGUCUUAUCUCUCGUCUACGUCGCCGCCUCAGGGAACUUCAUUGCAAAACAGUCCGUUACCUGCCAGGACACAACCUGCCACAGUUUUUGUACCGGCUCCGGCAGCUCCAGCAGCAAUACCUGCAGUUGCGGCUCCACUCGGUGCUCAGACAAAGUUGUCACCACAAGACAUUGCGGCAAGACGGAGACACUUGGAGAUAGAAAAGGCACGACUGCUUGAGCUGAAGCAACAGCAACAGAAGUCUCAACAGCCGGGCAAUGAUUUGGCCGAGCUGGAGUCAGCGUUUGGUCUUCAGUCUGGCCAACCUGCUGCUCAGAUGAUGCAACAGUUUGGCGUCGUACCUCAAUCAUAUCCUGUCUCUAUGACUCCUCAGCAUGCACCGGUCGCUCCGGCUAUCAAUUCAACGGCAGAUCCGUGGGCAACAGUUCCAAGUCCUACCAGCGGUUUCAACGCUCAGUUUGAAGUCGCAUUUGGUGAAACAAGAUCUACAGCACCACCUGCUGCUACACAGUCAGGUUUUGGAGCUCAGCCAUACGGCAGCCAGCCUCCUGGUUUGGGAGACAUGCUGGAACCGAUGAAAACGGGCCAGUUUACUUCAGAACCCGAGAAAGUCCCAGGAAAAGGACUCGGCAAGGAUCUAUCAUCUGGACUCAAUAAAGCCAUUGAAGACCUUGACUUGGGAAAAAACAAAUACGGAUUUUCAGAAAAAACACAUCAUCAGUGGAAAGAACCGAGCACUCAGAAAACUGGAGGAGCCAACUGGGCCCCCAUGCAAAGGCAAACAGUUACUGUACCGCAGCAGCAGCAGCAGCAGCAACAGGGACUUGGUAGUCGACCGGCCGAUUGGAGCAGCUCUCUCCCUGCGGGUCACUUUCCUGUGCCAUCGACCAUGCAGCCUCAGAUGCAGCCGAUGAUGCAGCCCAGUUAUAGACCAAUGCAGCCUGGUGUGAUGGGCGGGGCUCCACAGAUGGGUAUGCAGAUGUAUCCACAACAGAUGAUGGGGAUGGGAAUGGGAAUGGGAAUGGGAAUGUCACAGCCAAGACAGCAGCAGUCGUCUAGACCGGCAGAUCCUUUUGGUCCAAUAUAACGUAUUUUGAGGAUAAGAGUUGUUUUGUAUGGCUCAAAGAACUGGACUGACCAAUGGUACGUCAGUGGCACUUUGUAUCAUUUGCUGCUGAUUUGUCUUUUGGUGCUUGGUGUUGCGCUAUCAUUUUUAUGUUGCGUGCAGCUUUCGAUGUUCUAUUGGAAGUCGGUACAAUAUGAUUUGUGUAUACUUUAA
Corticium candelabrum is the source of this 2248-nucleotide messenger RNA. RefSeq names its product phosphatidylinositol-binding clathrin assembly protein-like. Bases 68 to 2056 code for a protein of 662 amino acids. Gene Ontology annotation, biological process: clathrin-dependent endocytosis; clathrin coat assembly; synaptic vesicle budding from presynaptic endocytic zone membrane. Gene Ontology annotation, cellular component: extrinsic component of presynaptic endocytic zone membrane; clathrin-coated pit; synaptic vesicle. The record is from RefSeq and is a predicted model, not a curated record. Gene Ontology annotation, molecular function: 1-phosphatidylinositol binding; clathrin heavy chain binding; phosphatidylinositol-4,5-bisphosphate binding. The transcript has 17 exons. Lineage: Eukaryota; Metazoa; Porifera; Homoscleromorpha; Homosclerophorida; Plakinidae.